AGAAUUUCAAGGAUUGUAUUGUUGUUCGUUUAAAUUUAAGAUAAUACACAACACCAGUGGCUAUAAAUAGAAUCAAUGUGAAAUUCGUUACAACGAAACUACAAAUUUGUCGUUUUCUUAAUUUUAUUGUUGGUUAAUUAUACAUUUUGUACUAUAUAUAGCUAUCGUUGCAUUGAACUCCCCAGUGACGAUAUGGAUAGUGAAAGUUUAUGUAAUAGUUCAGAGGAUUUAUUUUUCUUCAAGACCAGAAAUGAAUAUCCGUAUAAUUCGAGUACAUAUGGAAGUUCUAGUUCAGGUGAUACAUUCAACUUAAAAUUGCGAAAUGGAAAAUUAAGGACUGCAAUCAACGCCCUGACGGAUGCUUUCAAAAUGGUAAUGGAAACUAUUGAACAUUUGAUCCAGAAACCAGUUGACAUUUUAAUGGCUGGCGUAGAUUCGGAAAAUUCAACAAACAGGACGAAACUAAAAAAGUCAGAAACGGAAUUGCAAAAAGUUGCAUUUCUUCUGCAGGAUGGACUUAAACGGAUGAGAGAAGCCAUGCAAGAACAAAGCAGAGCAAUUAAGGUUUUGUCAGAGUUGGACCAGUUUACACCAGGACAAAGUAAAUCACCAGAUGUAGAACAAAGUUCAGUUAAAAGUAAAACUAUUAAUCUGUCAGAGAUGGAUCAACUGCAAAUGUCUAAACAACAGGAAAAUGCACAAACAUUGGUAGAGAAAUGUAAAAUUCAAAAUCAAUGCGAAGCAAUACAACAGUUGUUUGAUGCAGAUCGAAACAAUGCUCAAACUGUAUCCAACCAACAACAGUUAGAACUGGAACGAAAUUCUGAAAAGUGUAGAGAUAUACAACAUUUGACAAAUGAAGAAAAAAAUCUUGGUCGUGGAAAUCCAGAAACCACAGCAUUCAAAAGAGACGAAGACUUAAUAAACGAACCCGUCGAAAUAUCUUUACCGAUGGGUUGGAGUUAUAAUUGGACAUUUCGUGGUAGAAAAUACUACAUUGACCACAAUAAGAAAACUACACACUGGAGUCAUCCUCUUAUAAAAGAUAGUCUGCCAACUAACUGGGAUAGAAUUGAGUCUCAAGAACAUGGGGUUUACUAUGUCAAUCUUCUUACAAAAACUGCUAAGUAUGAACACCCCUUCGUCCCAUCAUCAUUUCAAGAUGAAGAAAAUCAGACAACUUUAGAACACAUCUCAAGGAAUACUCAGAAACAAAAAUUUAACUUGGUUCCUGGAAAAGCAUACCGAGCACACGCAAUGCCUUACUGGUUGCAUGUUUACUUAAAAGACAGACAGCAAUGUAAUCAUAUGGUGAAAGAUAAAGCAGAAUACUUUCAACCAGGAUUAAAAUGAAAAUUAAAAUGAUGUAUCAUUCAAGGAAGAGAGAUGCACUUAACAAAGCUGUCAACAAAUCUGAAGCACAAUCGGCUAAACAUGCAGAAGGAUAUUAUUGAACCUCCAUGUAAACCACCGACUGUAGAUAACGAAUAUUCUACCAGGCAAUAAUGUAUUCAAUAUAAAGAAUAAAUCUAG
Molecule: messenger RNA, 1533 nt
Organism: Mytilus californianus (California mussel)
Lineage: Eukaryota; Metazoa; Mollusca; Bivalvia; Mytilida; Mytilidae
Product: membrane-associated guanylate kinase, WW and PDZ domain-containing protein 2-like
Exons: 5
Coding region: 193-1353 (386 amino acids)
Biological process (GO): apoptotic process; hippo signaling; regulation of cell population proliferation
Molecular function (GO): molecular adaptor activity; protein binding
Source: RefSeq, a predicted model, not a curated record